Messenger RNA from Malania oleifera, 882 nucleotides. Its product is annotated as large ribosomal subunit protein uL23-like. Gene Ontology annotation, molecular function: rRNA binding; structural constituent of ribosome. Bases 133 to 597 code for a protein of 154 amino acids. The record is from RefSeq and is a predicted model, not a curated record. Gene Ontology annotation, cellular component: ribosome; cytosolic large ribosomal subunit. Lineage: Eukaryota; Viridiplantae; Streptophyta; Magnoliopsida; Santalales; Ximeniaceae. Gene Ontology annotation, biological process: ribosomal large subunit assembly; translation. The transcript is spliced from 5 exons.
UCUAGCUCUGCACGUGUCUUGCACGUGCGCAGCAACACUGAUAAAUACUCUUCCUCUCUUCUACGAACCAGCGAACCCUAGGGCGCCACUCUGUUGACAGGUAGGGUUUAGGCAGGGUUUCGUUCGCUAGCAAUGGCUCCUAAAGCUGACACUACUAAAAAGGUGGACUCAAAAGCCCAGGCCUUGAAAGCUGCCAAGGCUGUAAAAUCUGGUGUGUCAACCUUGAAGAAGAAGAUCAAGAAGGUUAGAACAUCUGUUACAUUUCAUCGGCCAAAGACAUUGAAGAAAGAAAGGAAUCCAAAAUACCCUCGCAUAAGUGCACCACCGAGGAACAAGCUUGAUCAAUACCAGGUCCUUAAAUAUCCCCUCACAACUGAGUCAGCAAUGAAGAAGAUUGAAGAUAACAACACUCUAGUUUUCAUAGUUGACAUUCGUGCUGACAAGAAGAAGAUCAAGGAUGCAGUUAAGAAGAUGUAUGACAUUCAGACCAAGAAAGUGAAUACCUUGAUCACGCUCGACGGGACAAAGAAAGCCUAUGUUAGGUUGACACCAGAUUACGAUGCUUUGGAUGUUGCAAACAAAAUUGGAAUAAUUUAAAAAGGGUUAGCGCAUGGUCUCAUGUUUUCUUUAUGAGAUCUUUGAAGAACAGAGAAUGUUAAGAGGAUUUAGAACUCGGCCUGGGGUUGAGAGGUGUGGUAGGUUGGUGGACGGCACUCUGGGUGUUUCUUUUCUAUUUAAACUAGCUAGGUGCAAAUUUUAUAUAUUACAAAAAUUUCUUACCAUAAAACAUAUUAUUAAACAUGAAUUAUCAAAAUUUUAAUUGUGUACUAUGUAUUUUGAACAUUAUAUAUAUAGCCCAUUGGGUCACUUAUUUUUUCUCAA